AUUUUUCCCACUGGCCGCCCGCAUAGCUCUCCGGCGGGUCGCACGCACCGACCGACCUUACCUUUACCCUGCCUCACCCUCUCACCCUCUGACCAUCGGCGGCGCGCGUGGCGCGUGGGAAAACAUACUAGAGACGCGACCGGAAAAGAAAGACAGAUAAUAAUAUAUAAAAAAACGCGGGGCGUCAACAUGGCCGCUCGGCCCUCUGCGCUGCGCAGAGCUGCGCGCCUAUCCGCGUCCGCCGUGCGCAGCUCGCUCCCCUGGUCCCCUCACCCGCCCGUCUGCCAACAGGCGCACAUACGACUCCUCUCCUCGACGACCCGCGACGGGCACCCAGCCGCGGCGCCGGGCCCAGCUUCCUCCGCGACACCCGAUGCCGCCGCGGACAGCGCGCCGCGGACGACGCACUUCGGGUUCCAGGACGGGCUGACGGAGGCGGAGAAGACGGAGCGCGUGGCGGACGUCUUCCACCGGGUGGCGGAGAACUACGACCGCAUGAACGACCUGAUGUCGUUCGGCUGGCACCGGGUGUGGAAGGACCACUUCGUGGCGUCGCUGAACCCGGGGUUCGCGCCGCCGGGCGCGCCGCCGCAGCCGCUCCGCGUGCUCGACGUCGCGGGCGGCACCGGCGACAUCGCGUUCCGGAUCCUGCGGCACGCGCACGGCGUCAACGGGAACCCGCACGUGCGCGUGACCGUCGCCGACAUCAACGCGUCGAUGCUGGCGGUCGGGCGGGAGCGCAGCCGCGGGCGCGGCGUGCUGACGGAGGCGCAGCGCGGCGCGCUGGACUUCCUCGAGGCGGACGCGACGCGCUUCGACCCGGCCGCGGUGCCCGACGGCUCCGUCGACCUGUACACGGUGGCGUUCGGGAUCCGCAACUUCGCCAGCGUGCCGGCGGCGCUGGCCGAGGCGCGGCGCGUGCUGCGGCCCGGCGGCGUGUUCGCGUGCCUCGAGUUCGGCAAGGUGGCGCCGCCCCCCGGCGCCGUCGCCGCCGCCGCCGCCCCCUGGCACCUUCUCGACGCGCUCUACCGCCGCUGGAGCUUCGCCGCCAUCCCCCUCCUCGGCCAGCUCGUCGCCGCCGACCGCGACUCCUACCAGUACCUCGUCGAGAGCAUCCAGCGCUUCCCCGCCCAGCCCGACUUCUGCCGCCUCAUCCGCGACGCCGGCUUCCUCGUCAGCCGCGAGCGCCCCUGGGAGGACCUCACCGCCGGCAUCGCCGCCAUACACAAGGGCGUCAAGCCCCUCGGCUGAAAAGAAAACUAACUAACACAGUCGGCCCGCCUCGCGGUGGUACCUAUGGACGCGCCCGCCGCGUCGUGUACAUGCCUCGGCACGCUCUCGCGCAGUCUGCGAGGGAGGGCUCGACGGGGUAUCCGGCACGCUAGCGAUAGUGCGCUGGGCCGCAGAGAGGGGAAAGGGGAGGAAAAGG
Molecule: messenger RNA, 1429 nt
Organism: Durotheca rogersii
Lineage: Eukaryota; Fungi; Ascomycota; Sordariomycetes; Xylariales; Xylariaceae
Product: ubiquinone/menaquinone
Exons: 2
Coding region: 190-1251 (353 amino acids)
Biological process (GO): ubiquinone biosynthetic process
Molecular function (GO): methyltransferase activity
Source: RefSeq, a predicted model, not a curated record